Molecule: messenger RNA, 2554 nt
Organism: Lineus longissimus
Lineage: Eukaryota; Metazoa; Nemertea; Pilidiophora; Heteronemertea; Lineidae
Exons: 2
Coding region: 133-2217 (694 amino acids)
Biological process (GO): protein monoubiquitination
Molecular function (GO): ubiquitin protein ligase activity; zinc ion binding
Source: RefSeq, a predicted model, not a curated record
AUAACACGAUUCAAUGAAUCCAUACACACCUGGAAAUGCAAGGCACUUGCAUACAUGUAUUGUAUGAUAAACUGAACAGUCGGAAUACAAAGUGAAACUAAAAGACUGGCAGCAGUUGUUUGGGAAACGGAGAUGGCAAGUAAACAUAGAGAUACUCCAGCCUGCGCAAUAUGUUUAGAGGCACAGACGGUCGUCAAAGUUGUUCCUACAUGUAAGCACGUCUUCUGCAGGAAAUGUCUGUCCAAACACUUGAGGAGCUUGGGCCUAAUCAGUCAAAGAUUUCCCUGCCCGACAUGCCAUGUUGAGAGUCUGCUACCUGACGAUGGUGUCGAUGGUUUUUUGGACUUCACUGAGGCAACUGAUGUCGAGAAUAAGCCAGUUUCUGAACCAGGCACAGGCACAGACACAGCCACGACAGAUAGGAAGAAAACAAUAUGCAAAAUGUGUCGCUUUACAAAGAAAAUCGAUAUUGAAGCUGACCACUUAUGUGAGGAGUGUCGAAACCUCCAUCUAUGCAAAGACUGCACGAUUUUACACAAAAAUAACAAGGCUACGGAGAAUCACAUUCUCACUCCGCUAAAGUUGAUGAGUGAGAGAGGGGAAGUCGACUGCGUGAUUCAUGAACAUUUGAUUACAAGUUUCUGUUUUACUUGUUCAACUCCAGUGUGUCCAGUGUGUAUCCAAAUUGACCACGGCGAUCAUUCGCUUGAGAAAAUUACGGCAGUGUUUCGUACUAAGAUCAACGAAGUAAAGCGUAAAACUGAGGCAAAGAAGAAACGAUCGAGAGAUAUCAAAUUCUGUGAAAGAGAGCUGAUAGAACUGACGUCAUUGGCUCUUGGCAAGAUGGACCAAGUAGUCUCUGCUGUCGAAGAGUACUCUAAUAGAUGUAUUGAAAAUAUUAUCAAACAAAAGACAGACAUGAAGAAGGCAAUUGUGGCAGACUUCGACAUUAUUCUGGACGUUAUAGCAUGCCUUGACAACAUUCCUGAUUUGACGAAAGAGAUUGACGAGUCGGUUGUCAAGGCACAGAGAAUACUGUCAGAUGCAGAACCGUGUUCAUCAGACUUGGUGAAACUGUAUUCAGUAAGUAAAGAAAUGGAUGAGGCAGACAAGAAGGCAGAGCACAUUAAGAGAGACCUUUACUUGCAGCCAUACAACAAUAUUUGGCCAAAUCUCCCACAUUUUGUGCCAAGUUUACAAGAAUACAACUUGGGAAAGUUGGUUCCUAAGAAGGCGAAGAGAGAUGAAACAUUAGAGCUAAUCUUUGAAAAGAAACUUGAGGCUGACAACCCAACUAUGUUCAUACCCUGUGUCGCCAACCUUGGAAAGGGGUAUUAUGCUGUAGCAUUGCCAUCUAAAGGGGGAGCAGAUAGCAACGCCAUUGACAUAUACAAGUUUCCAUGCAAACUUCUACAGACAUUCAAAGAACUUGAUAACCCUUUGCAUGACAUGGCAUCCACCCCUGAUGGAAACCUGGCAGUCCUGUCACAGGGAAGGGACAGGGAUACAUGCUCUGUGCAACUCUUUCAUCCAGAGAAUGGAUUCAUGAGAAGCAUCGAGUCUACAAAUGAUGUUGUUUAUCGUGAACUGCUUUCAUUCGCUGUUAACCUGCAGCAUGAAUAUGUCAUUCUUAGCAAGGUUGGAGUAGUCCGAAUGGUGACCGUCUUGAAUGAAGACGGUUCAAUAAAACUCUCCCACAAAAUAACAGAAAGAAUGUUCAACAUCAGUAGUGAUGCAUCCAGAAUCACAUGCAGUGCCAGGCACAUCUAUGUCAUGGCAAAUUGGGGAUUUGCUGCCUACGAAGUCAGAGAAAAUCAAAUGACUCUGAUGAUGACCCACCAUUCAGACCUGCUAGGGGGUGUAAAAAUGAUCAAAGAUAUUUCAACAACGUAUUUUGAUCUACUUGCCAUUUGUUACAACAUAACAGAUAAAAAAGCCUGCAUAAAAACAUUUGACAUGGACUAUGACCAUAGCAUAUUGAAUGUAAACGACCAGGAACAUGGGGUUCUGCCACAGGGAGCAGACAGUGAGACAAGAAUUUCUGAGAACAGCAACUUCAUUGUGUCAUCUCAGGGUUGUGCUUUUAGAGUCUAUCAAUUAACAGAAACGAAGCCUUCAUGCCACAAAAAUUGUAAGUCGGCCGGAGGUGGACGCAGACGCAGACGCAGACGCGGGAACAGAGACCAGAACACAAUGCCCCCAUUUCAACUUCGUUGAGCGGGGGGGGCAUAAUCUGUCAACUAAAGCCUUCCCUAGUUUUCAAAGCCCUCAUUCGUAGGAAGCAAUGGAACCUAGUGUAGUAAAUACACAUUGGAACCAAGGGCAACCAGAGCAGGAAAGUGUGCCAGUGGAAUCACUGGAUUAAUGUUUUGCCGCUAAAUGUAUACAUUUUCACCAUUUUUUUUCUUCCUCAGGACCGAUGGAGUUCUCAGUUUGAACUUUCUAGUGUGUUUUUAAACUGCCUUGUUGACUAAGUAUACACUGGUAUACAGUCAAGUACUCGAUGUGUUACACACCGCCUUGUAGAAUAUGUAAAUACUUUCUUACCUGAUUU